Messenger RNA from Tarenaya hassleriana, 1948 nucleotides. Its product is annotated as protein ROOT PRIMORDIUM DEFECTIVE 1. Bases 132 to 1472 code for a protein of 446 amino acids. Gene Ontology annotation, molecular function: RNA binding. NCBI's taxonomy places the organism in Eukaryota, Viridiplantae, Streptophyta, Magnoliopsida, Brassicales, Cleomaceae. The record is from RefSeq and is a predicted model, not a curated record. The transcript has 2 exons.
AUCUGCGGCUUCUGUCGCCCGAUUCUGGCCGAGCCUCGGCUCAGCCUCAGCAGAAAGUUGUAACUUUUCUUUUUGUUUCACAGUAAAUUUUUUCCGUCAGUUAUUCAAAGUUGUUUUAGCAAAAUAGCUUAAUGGUUUAUCGGGCAUUCAAAGCUUCGAUUUUGAUGAAGCAGUUUCGCCAUAACACCCAGAACCUGUUUGUAAUAAUGUCUGAGAGACAUGUUUUCUCUGGAGAAUCUUCGUCCAUGCUUGUACGUGUCAGGUCAAUGACAUCAAGCAGGCGCGUUCAAGACCGGAGCAAGGAAAAGAGAGUUCACGAGCUCGAGAUCGUGACCGAGAAGUGGAAAACAGCUUCAAAAGUGAUUUUCUUGAUGGAGACAUUGAAGAAGGAGCCUGAGAUGAUCAUGCCCGUCAGGUCAUUGGAACAGUACAGACGGCAAAUCAAUCUGCCGAAGCCUCACAAGAUCAGUGAUUUCAUCAGGAAGUCGCCCAAGUUGUUCGAACUGUACAAGGAUCAAAGAGGAGUCUUGUGGUGUGGAAUGACAAAGGAAACUGAAGACUUGUUGGAAGAACAGGACAGGCUACUCGAGGAAAACGGGGACAAGGCUGCGGAACAUGUGACUAGGUUCUUGAUGAUGUCUGUUGAUAAAAAACUUCACUUGGAUAAGAUUGCUCAUUUCCGGAGGGAUUUCGGGUUGCCGCUUGAUUUCAGGAAAGAAUGGGUGAACAAGUUUCCUCAGCAUUUCAAAGUUGUUGAAUCCGGGGAUGGUGAGGAGUAUCUCGAGCUUGUCGCUUGGAACCCGAAAUGGGCUAUCACAGAGUUGGAGAAAAAGGUUUUAGGGCUAACUGAAGCAACUGAUCAUAAACCGGGCAUGCUCUCACUGGCUUUUCCCAUGAAGUUUCCUGCAUAUUACAAGAAAAUGUACAGGUACAGAGGGAAAAUCGAGCAUUUUCAGAAACGUUCUUACUUGUCUCCAUAUGCUGAUCCACUCGACCUCAAAGCUGGAUCAAAGGAAUUUGACAAACGGGCGAUUGCAGUUAUGCAUGAGCUGCUUAGCUUCACGCUCGAGAAGAGAUUGGUCACUGAUCAUCUGACCCAUUUCCGGAGAGAACUUGUGAUGCCACAGAAGCUGAUGAGGAUUUUCUUGAAACAUUGCGGUAUUUUUUACGUCUCCGAGAGGGGAAAGAGAUUCAGCGUGUUCUUGACAGAGGCAUACAAAGGUUCGGAGCUGAUUGAGAAAUGCCCUUUGGUUCUUUGGAAGGAAAAGGUCCUUAGUCUCGCAGGUUACAGAGGAAGGAAGAAAGAGAUUCCAACUUACAGAGAUACUUUGGAAAUGGAAGACGAAAAUUUAUUGGAGAGUGGUUCAGAAGAUGAAACCUUGACCGUGGAAUCCGAUAGAGAGGAAACCGCAAGCUCUCUGGAUUAUGAUCUCUUAACAGAUUCAGAUGAGAUGAAUAUAGAAGAAAUUUGAUGAAUGCCUAUGAAGAGAGCGAUGCUCAGUGAGUUUUUUUCUCAGAAUCCGGUUAAUGUAUGCGAUCGGGUUAUUGUCUCGGACCGUAGUUUAUGAAGAUUCAAGAAUUCAGAACCCGAGUGAGUGCUCUCUCUCAAUUGAAAUCUUCCAAAAUCAGAACACAGAUGGGGUUUAUAGAUGCUGAAACCGUGCUCCAUAUACAGAUAUUUGAGUCGAAAUUUGCCUGCUUGCUCUAUUCCAAUGAGUAGAAGAUGCAGCAGAUCUUGGACCAAAAGCUUCACGAGCCACUUGGACAGGAGAAACUAGAAAGGUUACUUAACCGGUCCGGUUUAGCAUGGAUUGGGAAAUCGGUUCAAAACCGGCAGAAAUCUGAAUGUACUCGGUCGGUUUAAUUUAGUGAUCGCGCAUUCUAUACAUUUUCUGGAUUUGUAAUAUUCAAGUGAUAACCAAUUAUACACACAAAAAAAAGUUAUAUC